Malaya genurostris is the source of this 3819-nucleotide messenger RNA. RefSeq names its product mitochondrial DNA helicase (gene mtDNA-helicase). The transcript is spliced from 3 exons. Gene Ontology annotation, cellular component: mitochondrion. Bases 1678 to 3708 code for a protein of 676 amino acids. The record is from RefSeq and is a predicted model, not a curated record. NCBI's taxonomy places the organism in Eukaryota, Metazoa, Arthropoda, Insecta, Diptera, Culicidae. Gene Ontology annotation, molecular function: single-stranded DNA binding; 5'-3' DNA helicase activity; ATP binding. Gene Ontology annotation, biological process: mitochondrial DNA replication.
AAAUAUUUCACGAACAUGUUCGUAGAUACCAAUACUACAAAACAAUAACACUUAUUGAAAAAUCGGUAACCUUGUGAAAAACGGGGAGGACACUUUUUACUCUACUCUAUUUCCAUGUCGCAUAAAUCACACGUGAAUUCGUUCGGAAUAAAACAAAAAUUAACGUCUCAUUUCAACCUACAACAAAACAAAAAUUUAGGGUUCUGUGAAUGUAGCACACAAAUAGUGUCACGAUUUGAAUGCUGCACCCAAAAAGGUGUUGAUCGCGGUGACAUAUGAAAGUGUUCGCCACGCUAAAUGAACAAAUUUUACACACACACACACACACACACACACACACACACACACACACACACACACACACACACACACACACACACACAAUCUUUGGUAAAUUUGGAAGCGUUCGUUGGUUCUUUUUUGAAGAGCGUAAAAACUUUCAAUUUAAGAGAGGUUUUGUUAGAAUGAUAGUGUGCUCAUAAGAAUGGUAGUGUGAGAGAAACGCACAAGUAAAAUGUUAUCAAAAUAUUUAUUGAAAUAUCUAGUAUCUAGUUUUGUAGCUACAAGCAAAAAUAUUGUUGUAAGGUUUUGUCUCUGCAUUCGUUCAUAUUCAAGUAAAUUGAAAAACACGUUAAAAUUUUCUGAAUACCUGGGAUAUGUAAAAAAAUCACCAUCACGCCAUCUCAUGGUAACAAAGGUGAACAGAUUUUUCAAUAGUGAAUAAUUUUUCGGAAAUAUUCCAGCGUAACAUCUCUUAAUUCGAGCAAAGAUAAAUAAUAAAGACAUGUACGUGCUUAUAAAUAUUUUAAAAAAAUGUGGUUCGUUUCCGGUACCUUCUGAAAUGACCGCAUUCACCGCUUGAUGGAGCGCGAGAUUAAUUGCAUUGUUAUCAUUUCAACCAAAGUGUGCCAUAAAAUAUCAAUAUAUACAAAUGAGCUACCGAAUCGAAAGUGUUCUCACGGUUUGACAUUUGCAUUAUGAAUGUAUGAUGGGAGCUCAGCAGUGCAACAAAUUUAUCACCAUAGGUGCCAGUUUCACGGAGGACCGUAGAUGUGCGACAAAAAGAGAUCGUGACUGCCAUGUCUGGAAAUUCGUUUGUGAUUCGAGUAAAAUGCACCCCGGUGGUGCGAUUGUCAUCUGCAUACAAUUGGCUUGAAGCCGAAAUUUUUGGUUCUUUUGGUUCUAGUUCGCUGUCAAAUGCUGUGUUUAAGCAGUGUUCACAUCUUUCUUCAUGCGGUUGCACCAACAUAAGGAAAUGAUUUCGAUGGAAUAUAAUCAAACGAUAACAAACCACUUUUUUUUCUUAUUCAAAAAGAGGUCAAAUCACUUGUUUUGCAGAGAAUACUAGACAAGAGUUAUAUUUAUAUUGGGUUUGAAGAAAUGAACUUUUGACACCAGUGUGGUUUGAUUGUAUGGUAUGAACGUAGCUUAAAAUAUUGUUGACAACAACGCCACCAAAACAAAAUGCGUCGGUUUCAGGAACCAGCUUCCUUAGCGGCGAGGUGGUAAAAAAUGUUUUUGCUUAUCGUGAAGUCUGCUAACACUGCUAUCAUGUAAACAAUGUGCACUAAACGGACUGCGUAAGUUUUGCGCGUUAUCAUAUACAUAUUUUUUUUACAUUUUUUAAAAUUCGUUUGCAUUAGAACUUCUACAAAUAGAAGCAUGUGUUAGGUUAGGAUGUUAGCCAAACGUUUCCUACAUUCUUGUAUGUGCUCGAGUCAGCCAAUGUUGAAAAUAACUUCCUAUAAUACAAAUAACCGAACAGCAUAUAUGCAGUUACUUUCCACUAAAAAUGAAGCAUGCUGGUUGUUGAUUCGAAACGCAUAUAGCAUAGAUGGUAGGGAUGACAUUCCGGCUCUGGGGACAUCGUCGUUGUUCAAUAUCAGAAAAACGAUCAAAGCGUCCAGUCUGGAAAACUCGGAAGGUUUCACUUGUAUACGAACAGUUUGUCCAAUAUGUAGCAGCGUUCCAGGACAGGACACAGAUCGUUCACAAAGUAUGAGAAAAGAAACAAUCUAUAUCAAUAAAACAACAGGACAUUUUACUUGUUCUGCUUGUCAAUAUUUGGGCCGGUGGGAAUACAUUGAAAAGUUUUUCUUGUCGCAUAGUAAAACUGCAAAAUCUAUGCUGGAGAUGCAGAAGCUCAAAGAUAUUUUUUUGGAAAGUAAAAGGUUUGAGGCCAAAGAUGAAAUAAAAUUUCCCGAUAGUUUAAUAAAUGUUGAUUAUAAUUUAGCUAUUGAGAUUUGCAAAACCUUCAGUUUAGAGGGUAUUCCAGCGCAAAGUUUAAUGCAAAUUGCCUGCAGUUGGGAUGACGCUAAUCAAUGUCUCUAUGUUCCUAUGAUAGAUGUUGAAUCUAGAAUUGUCGGGUACAAAGUUCUCAGUAAAGAUGUCAAUAGUGGAAUGCUAGUUGAGAAAACUAUCCCGGAAGCGAAUUGUUCUGGAUUAAUUUAUUUGAGAUGUACAACGGCGACUGUUGGUGCUUCAGUGAAACCAAGUUCCAAGGAGCUUUCUAAUGCUAUACUCGUAUUGAACAUUCAUGAUCUGCUCUCAUUGAGUGCAGCAAAAAUUAACGCGACUGCCAUUUGUCUUCCUCAUGAUCUGAAAAGUUUACCACAGCAGUGUUUACCAGGAUUAGAAAGAUAUUCGAAGUUAACAAUGUGGUUCAAUUACGAUACCGCCGGUUGGGACACUGCUCGGAAUUAUGCCAAAAAGUUAGACGAACGUCGUUGCCUUUUCGUCCGCCCUACGGAUGCUCAUCCCACACCAGCGAAAGCACUGUCCUUAGGGCUGGAUCUGAAAACAAUCUAUUCGAAAGCACAGCCGAUCAUACAUCAGUCGAUAACCACAUUUCAAGCUUUGCGACAAGAUGUUUUGAGUGAUUUGCAGAAUAUAGAUAAAGUGCAGGGUGUCAAAUGGAAACGCUAUCCCACUCUAAACAAAUUAUUAAAAGGUCACCGAAAGGGAGAACUUACUGUACUUACCGGCCCCACAGGUUGUGGAAAAACCACUUUCAUGUCAGAUUAUUCGCUUGAUUUAGCAUUACAAGGAGUUUCUACGUUGUGGGGUUCUUUCGAGAUUCGAAACACUCGGUUAGCAUCUACCUUAUUGCGUCAGAUGGCUGGUCGACCGUUAGAUGUAAAUCUAUCGGAUUUCGACUAUUUUGCGGACCAGUUCGAACAGCUCCAACUUUAUUUUAUGACUUUCCAUGGUCAGCAAUCGAUUAAAGUUGUCAUGGAAGCCAUUGAACAUACGCAGUAUGUGCACGACAUACAACACGUCAUUAUCGACAAUCUGCAAUUUAUGAUGGGCGUUUCUGAAGAGAGCAAGCAUAUAGAUCGGUACUGGAAGCAAGAUGCAAUUAUUGCCGCAUUCCGAACAUUUGCCACACGCAAAAAUUGUCAUGUGACUCUGGUAAUUCAUCCUCGGAAGGAACGUGAUACGGAAGAGUUGACAACAAGUUCGAUUUUUGGAGGAGCAAAAGCUUCACAAGAAGCGGACAACGUUCUGAUAAUCCAGGACAAAAGAUUAACUUCAGUUAGAGGUAAAAAGUAUCUACAGGUUGCGAAAAACCGCUACAGUGGGGACUUGGGUAUAUUGCCGCUUGAUUUCGAUAAGGCCAGUUUAAGCUACGCACAGAAACGGAAAAAGACUGAACCGUCGGAAGGUUUUACAGACGAAACAAAUGGAAUAACGACCAGUGAUAUUUAGUUAUUUGUAAAUUCAUAUACUUUAAAAAGUAUGCCAUAAAACCAAAAGUUUUCCUAUAGUGUAUAAAGUAAUUGAAAGUAUAAAUAGAAUUAAAGCUAUUUACACACAAUC